AGGAGCUUGCCAUGGACAAAAGAGAGAUGGAGGUGAGGCUCCAACACCUCGAGGAUGACGUCACUGAGAACAUGCGGGACCUGGAGGUGGAGAGGGUCUCUGCGGAGAGGGCCCGGAACGCCGAGCAGGCGGCGGUGGCAAACCAGAAGGACCUCGAGGGCAAGCUUAGCGCCUUGCAGGCGCUCGAGGCGAGGGAGUACGAGGAGCUAUCGCAGCUGAGGGACACGGUCCAGCAGAAAGCUGAGCUGGAGCUUCGGGUACAACAGCUCUCGGAGGCCGUCAAAGCGAAGCAGCAGGAACUCGAGGUUGAAGACGAGCUUCGAGCAGCGAAGCUUGUUAAUGGACGCCGAGGUGGCCAGCCUGAAGGAGAGGCUGGAGAAGAAGGAUGAGGAGCCAACUACGGCACCGUCCAGGCGCUGCUGGAGUCGAUGACCUGGAAGUUCAACGCCUCCGAGGAGCAGCGACCGAGGGAACAGCCCCCGCUCGCCCUGACAAUGCUCAACAGGGCCAGGCUCGGGAACCGCCUCUUCCAGUGGGCCGCCCUGGUGUCCAUCGCCAAGGACGAGCUGGCGCCAAGGUCGCCGCGCCCUGGAACCCCAAGUACCACGCGGAGUCGACGCCGCAGCUUGCGAAGAUGGGCUCGCUGAUGUGGAAGGAGCAGGAGUACGAGUGGCUGGGCAAGCAGCCGAAGAAGUGCCACAUCUGGGACCGCAUCCCGGUCAAGCUGGACUGGAACAUGGAGAACUUGUCCAACUUCACUUUGGGGGGGAUCACCAAGGGUGAGCUGCAGCUCGAGGCGAACGCCCCCCCGGCCGAGCGCGGGCAGAAUUGGGCGCGCACGUGGGCCGACGCGAUCACCAAGACGAAGACCCCGACCAAGUGCAAGAUUGUCGAGCUCGACGGAUACUGGCAGAGCGCGGAGUAUUUCGUCCAUAAUUUGGACAUGAUUCGGCAGCUCAUGUGGAAUGAGGAUACGGCGGUCCAGGCCCAGGUGGUCCUGGACGGCUGGCUCGAGCGAGAGCCGCCCGUGGGCCAGCUCGUCGGCGUCCACCUGCGCCUCGGCGACUACAUCGGCGCCAGCAGAAACCUGAACAUGUCGUACUACAGGGAGGCCUUCGAAGCCGUCAAGACAGCGCGCAACGACACCCAGCUGACCUGUCUACUCUUCUCGGACGACAUCGUGCUGGCCCAGAAGGUCGGCGAGGAGUUCGAGGCGUGCAACAAGGUCAUCCCGGCAGUGCCCUGCCCAGACCCGUGGAACAACAAGUACCACUGCCAUGGGCGCGAGGUCGGCGAUUGGGUGCAGUUUUACAUGAUGAGCCAGCUGGACAACCUUAUCAUCGCGGACUCUUCCUACUCCUUCUGGUCGGCGGUCCUGUCGCCCAAGAAGCCCCUGGUGGUGGUGCCGAGGAUCACAUGGCCCCUCGGCGUGGCCAGCCGCGGCGAUUACGCGUACUUGAACAACCCCAUGUACGGUUGGGUCAACAUCGACGCCCGCCUGGGAGAUCCCGACAGUAAAGCGGUCAGGAUGGAGCACCUGCACCUCGCGCUCGACCGCAGCGGGGUCCCGCCCAGCGAGUGGGCCGCCUGAGCGAUGCGGGCGGCCACCGGCCCAGCCCCCGUGUUCGGGGGCGGCGCAGGCGCCACCGCGGCUCGUGGCCGGAGCUUGCCCGGCAGCUCUGAGAGGGCCGCCGUGGCCCUCGCGCCUUGCCCGCGCGCUCGGUGCCGUGCACACGGUGCGCGGCAGGGCCCCGCCAGCUCGAGAUGUUAGUUGCUCUCGCUGGCGAUUGUGUAGUGUUCCCGCGCGACUCGUGGGGUGUUGAAAGGGCGAGGGGUUCUUGUCCGCAAGCUUCGGAGCCUCUCUUGCGUGGAGGCUCCAGCCUCUGUGGGUCUGUUGCGUCCGAGCUCCAGCUGUUCCUCCUCCCCGUCCUCUUUCUUCGCUUCCGCUUCCCUCGCGGCCUCUCCAGUCGCUCUCCCCUCUGAACUGGAAUGUUAUGGGGGGCGCUGCAGCAUGUAGUGGCUGGGGGCGCAACAGCAUGCAUGCGGUUGGGGCGCAAAAACAUGCCGUUAUCUUC
Prorocentrum cordatum is the source of this 2075-nucleotide messenger RNA. The record is from the annotation of a GenBank genome assembly. NCBI's taxonomy places the organism in Eukaryota, Dinophyceae, Prorocentrales, Prorocentraceae.